This is a messenger RNA of Pelobates fuscus (common spadefoot toad), 6276 nucleotides long. It is a transcript of the gene GALNT7, whose product is annotated as polypeptide N-acetylgalactosaminyltransferase 7. Gene Ontology annotation, biological process: protein O-linked glycosylation. The record is from RefSeq and is a predicted model, not a curated record. The transcript has 13 exons. Gene Ontology annotation, cellular component: Golgi apparatus. Bases 180 to 2147 code for a protein of 655 amino acids. Lineage: Eukaryota; Metazoa; Chordata; Amphibia; Anura; Pelobatidae. Gene Ontology annotation, molecular function: polypeptide N-acetylgalactosaminyltransferase activity.
GUGUGUGUAUGUCUUAGUGUUGUCGGUGAGCACAGUGUGUGUGUGUUGGAGUAAUGUUAGUGAGUGCCUGCUAGCUCGGUGUCCAGCUCUCGGUAAUCCCGCGGAUCCCAGCUCAGGGCAGGCAGAGGAAGUCAGUCAGUCAGUGUGUGAGUGAGUGUGUCAGUCGGUGUGUGAGCAGGAUGAGGCUGAAGCCGGGUUUCCUCCUCCGUAGCCUGCUGUUACUGGGCUCCGUGCUGGCUCUGCUCCUGCUCUGGUCCUCGCUCUCCUCUCAGCGAACCGAACCGCACAACCAGCUGCCCCGGGAUGUCGAUGCUAUCGUUCCUCAGCCGGGAAAAGCAGAGAAUAACAUUGCUCCUAAAAAUAAUUUCCAGCCAGUGGUGCCAUGGCCUCGUGUUGAGGGCAUCGAGGUUGACCUUGAAUCUAUCCGAAGAAAAAAUAAAGGAAAAAAUGAGCAAGAUCGCUUAGAUGGGAAUGCCAACAAUCAGCAAAAAGUGAUGCAGCGACAGUUUCUUACUUUCAAACCUCAAAAACAUGUGUACCCCGAUCCAGUACUCCGAUCUGGAGUCCUAGGAAACUUUGAACCAAAAGAACAGGAACCGCAAGGUGUGGCAGGUGGUCCAGGUGAAGAAGGCAAGCCUUUUGUUUUGGGGCCUGACUACAAGGAAUCUGUCCAAGCCAGCAUUAAAGAAUUUGGAUUUAAUAUGGUUGCAAGUGACAUGAUCUCGUUAGACCGAACAAUCAAUGAUUUACGUAAUGAAGAGUGCAAGUUCUGGAAUUAUGAUGACAAUCUGCUCACUUCCAGCGUUGUCAUUGUAUUCCAUAAUGAAGGUUGGUCUACACUCAUGAGGACAGUUCACAGUGUUAUUAAAAGGACACCUAGAAAAUACCUUGCAGAGAUUGUCAUGAUUGAUGACUUCAGUAACAAAGACCAUUUGAAGGGAAGACUGGAAGAGUAUAUAAAGCAGUGGAAUGGCCUUGUAAAGGUCUUUCGCAAUGAACGCAGGGAAGGACUGAUCCAGGCUAGAAGCAUCGGAGCUCUAAAGGCCAAACUUGGUCAGGUUUUAAUUUAUCUAGAUGCACACUGUGAGGUGGGAAUAAACUGGUAUCCAGCAUUAAUUGCUCCCAUUGCCAAAGACAGAACCACAUGCACUGUGCCUCUGAUAGAUGUGAUAGAUGGCAACACUUAUCAUUUAAUACCACAAGGGGGUGGAGAUGAAGAUGGGUUUGCUAGAGGCGCAUGGGAUUGGAGUAUGCUUUGGAAACGUGUACCCUUGACCAUGAAAGAGAAGGAACUGAGAAAAACAAAAACUGAGCCAUAUCGGUCCCCUGCAAUGGCUGGAGGAUUAUUUGCAAUUGAGAGAGAUUUUUUCUUUGAGCUGGGCCUGUAUGAUCCAGGUCUUCAGAUAUGGGGCGGUGAGAACUUCGAAAUUUCCUACAAGAUCUGGCAGUGUGGAGGAAAGCUGUUGUUUACACCUUGCUCUCGAGUUGGACAUAUAUAUCGGCUACAUGGAUGGCAGGGAAACCCCCCUCCUGUUUAUGUUGGGUCAUCCCCGACAUUAAAGAACUAUGUCAGAGUGGUGGAAGUCUGGUGGGAUGAAUACAGAGAUUACUUCUAUGCCAGUCGUCCAGAAACCAAAGCCCUAGCCUUUGGAGAUAUUACUGAGCUGAAAAGGUUCCGGGAAGACCACAACUGCAAAAGCUUUAAAUGGUUCAUGGAAGAAAUCGCCUAUGACAUUCCGUUACAUUAUCCACUUCCACCUAAAAAUGUGGAAUGGGGAGAGAUAAGAGGCUUGGAGUCUGGUUACUGCAUAGAUAGCAUGGGUCAUACAAAUGGAGGUCUUGUGGAACUCGGACCUUGUCAUAGAAUGGGAGGAAAUCAGCUUUUCCGAAUUAAUGAAGCAAAUCAAUUGAUGCAAUAUGAUCAGUGUCUAACAAAAGACUCAGAUGGAUCUAAAGUGAUGAUUACACAUUGUAAUUUAAAUGAAUAUAAGGAAUGGCAAUAUUUCAAGAGCAUGCAUAGAUUCCUUUAUAUUCCUAACGGAAAAUGUUUGGACCGUUCCGAAGUUUUACAUCAAGUAUUUAUGUCAGACUGUGAUUCCAGCAAAAAGACGCAAAAAUGGGAAAUGAACAACAUCCUAAGCGUCUAGAACUGGAAGCUGACAUAUGUAUGGCAGAAUAUGGCCUGAAACCUGCUGCAAUUGUUAACUUUGUACAGUCCUCAAUCUUCUCCACUCAAUGAAGAAUACUGGACACCUAUGAGAAAUGUGUCAUCCCGUCAUCCCGCAGUUAAUGUUUACAAGACUGCUUUUACCUUAAGACUUUUUAGACGUUUACAUCAUCUUGUUUCAAGAUAAUGUUAGUAAAAGUGCUUCUAGCUCUGUUUGUAGGAACAAAGCUAAAGACUAUUUUUUGGGGGAAUAUACUCAGGGGUUUGAAGGUAGUUUUUAACUCACACUUGAAAAUGAUUUUGGGUAGCCAGACAUUCAUGUUUUUUGGUGAUUGUCUCGAUCUUUAUUUAAUAUUCACUUUUAUUUUAUUUUCAAAGCACUGCCACAGCUCCUUUAAGCUACGGUGGCCUUUGUCCGUGCUGCUGUUCAGAAUGGAAAAUCAGAAAAUGAAAAGCAUAAUUUUUAGUGCCUCUUUUUUGUUUUGUAUUUUAGACAAUGUAUGUCUAAUAGGAACUGACUUAGACUUCAAUAGUCCUAAUAUCUACAUAGGAAAACUUUGUACAUCGCCUAAAUUUGAAGAACUCGAGGACUAAGUAUUGAGUGUUGAUGCCGUUUAGUUUUAAGAAUGCCCACCACCCAAUGAAACGAUGGCUGUCCAGAUAAUUUUUUUUGCUUUUGAACAUCCCUUUCUUUGUUUUAUGCAUAUAAUCAAAAUUCUGCUUCUUAUAUUUUUGGAAUAUAGGUUGAAUUGCUUCAUAUCAAUAGUGGUGGAGAGAGAGGACAGAAUGUCAUCAAUUUUUUAAGAGAUCAUCAACUUGUGAUGUCACUUUAUCCUUGGCUUCUUAGUCUUCUCCUCUAACCACUAUUCAAAUUAAGAGAGGUUUGCAGUAAAUAAUCUGUAUGCAUAUACAUGCUCUCAUAUAAAUGAUGCCAUCUAUACCCUGACAAAGAUCCCACAUUUAGUGUUUAAGGAUCUUACAUUGAGAGAGUUGGCAAAUAGCACCAAAAUAGUGUUAUGUCAAUCCUUGUUAUGUAGGCAUACAAUGUGCUGAAGCUCAAGAAAAUGUCUUCUUUGUCCAUCAGAUUCUUAAACCUAGUAUGUUAAAAUAGAGAUAGCUUAUCCCAGUUGUAAUGUCAAUGUCACAGUCUUUAUUAGCAACCAAGUGACAGGAGACACUCUUGGCUGUCCUAACAUCCUGAACCUGUAUGUAGGUCCUGUACUAUACCUGAGUAAUCAAAAGAGCAUUAUGCAAUAUAUAGACAUGCCAGUAAACCCUCAAUCUAAUGUACUGUACACAAAAUGUUAAAUGUUUUUUGUUAUUUUUAAUCCAUUACGACAACUAUUUGACAUUCACCAAACCAUUGUAAUCUGGCAUCUAUUUUAGAAGAAAAGUGGUACAGAAACAAGCUGCUAAAUGGUGUUUGUUUAUUUAGGAUUAAUCACUCUAAACAUUGAAUAUGUUGUCCCUGAACAUUAAAAGCUACUGAUUGAGUACUAAUCUACAAAGUGAUUUGCAAGAUACGUGGCUGUAAAUAUUCAGAUAAACAGUGUGAUUUUCUAGCCAUACCUUAGAGAGCUUAAGCACUUGUUCAAUUAUAUGGAAUACAUAAAACCAUUGUAUGUUGGCAUCAACACAAAGGAUUGAGUAAUCAUAGACUCUAAAAUAGGAUUUGAAAUGUAGCUAAAGGCUAUCAUAGUAUGGAGUUUAGUAGUAGCCAUAUAACACCAAGUUAGUAAUGCAGCCAUAAAAAUUAUUAAAUCUGGAACACACUGUUGUUUCAUGCAAAAGGGCAAUGAAGUUAGCACAUUUCCUCUACUGAAUAUCAUCUCAAAAAUAUGAGUGCCAUAGACAUUUUUCUAUUAAAUAAAUGGUUUCAUUUUGGUCUGGACUUCACAUCAUAGUAAACACACAACGCUAUAGCCCAUGUCUUGGUAAUAGGAGCAGCACUGCUGAACAACAUCUUAAAACAUACAGGGUAUUUCUUUAAAGUGAGAAUUCAAAGUGAAUUUCAAAUUUAAUUCCAAAUUAUCUGACUUAGAGCUCACAUGGAGAAUUUUUUUGAUUUGCCUAUUUUUGGUCUAGAAUUUGAAAUUCAUUUUAAAUUCUUAUUUAAGUGAAUACCCCUGUUAGUGUUUGUUGAUUCUAGGGUAUAGAAAUAUCUAAAUCCUUUCAUAUAGAGGAUCAGAUAUUACACACUCCAUUUCAUUAGAUAAUAUGCAUCCCACAUUUCCUUACUGGACAACUUUCUGACAUUUGUUGACAGACUGGUUCCCAGUACUAAGUGUUCAGUAAAAUAUUAUUACACAUCGUAUUAAUCCGCUUAAACCAUACAAAGAUAAAUACCAGUAUGACAAAUACGAGCUUCCAAAAUGAAUUCUACUAUUUGAUGUUAAUUGGUUUUGUCAUUGUCAUAUGUGUAAAGGACAAGUAAUAAUAAUAGAUGCGAAGUAUGUGAUUACAAGUUAUCAGACCAAUUUAAGUCUCCAACUUUAAUAAGAAUCAACUAUGUUGAUAUAUACACCUUUCCAGUCCUAUGAAAAACCAAUAGAUAAGUAUGAAUAGCAUAAUAUUAGUGCUUAAAGGAAGACAAUUUUGUUAGGAAUACAAAACUCUAUUCCUAACACUAAUGUUUAUUUCUUCCCCUUCUCCUGUGAGCAUUAGGUGUUCCCCAAAGGAAAGCAUUGAAGGUCCAACUCAGUGAAAAUGCAGGAAACACACUAUAGUGUUCUUCUGCCUCUGCACCCCUGGUCAAGAAAGGGUUAAAAAUUAUUUCACUUACCUGAUGCCAGCACCAAGGCCCCUCGGGACCUCCUCCAGUGUCAUCAAGGUGAUGGUGUACCUAAGGUGCACGUGAAAAUGCAGGAAGGGCCUCUAGUGGCUAGGAGACAUACACUAUUGGCAGUCUUAGUUUCUCUAAAACUGCAGCGUUUUACAUUGCAGGUUAAGGGGACAAUGUCCCUGCAUACAGACCACUUUGUUGAAGUUGUCUGGAUGCCUAUUGUGUCCCUUUAAGCAAACUGUGUUCUAGAAAGGAGUGUGUUUAUGUAUUGCACCCAAUUUCUUAGAAUUCUGGACUGCAGUUGAGUGGAAAGUGUUCUUGUCUGAUAACAUAUACACUGUUCUAUUAUAUAUCAGGCUAAGAAAUAAAACGCUCCAUAAUGUUUCAUUUGUGCUGGAUUAUACAUGCUAUUGUACUAUAUAGAUGCUGUUUUCAUUUUUUUUAUAUAUAUAUUUUCUUUAAUGGCAGGCUGCCAUAAUUGUAUAUUAAAUCUCAAAUGCAUAAUAGACAGGACUACUGUCACCCCUUGAUUGACGAGAAAUUGAUUACUAGAAGUACAUUACAAAAAAAGUCAUCUCCUAAGGAGAUUCACUGAUUAAAAGCAAUAUUUUAAGCAAGUCAUAAACAAAGUGGUUAAAACCAAAGAAGUUCACCUGAAAAUCAGUAUAAGUGCUGAGAAGACCGGUACAUACAAAAAUAAAUCAAAUAAAAGCUGCUGUCCUGUGUUAAUAAGUACUAAAGUAGUUAUGGUAGGGAUGUCCUCGCACAGUAAUAAAACUCGUUCCUCCGUGUUGUCUUUACUGUACAGUAUGUAGAAAUAAUAUCAAUGAUGCAGAAAAACUACAAGGCACAGGCACUUGUGAAUAUAGAGAAGGACUCUUGAGUCAUGCAGGUCUCUGUAUUGCGCACUAUGCAUCAUUGUAAGAAAGAAGGCACUUCCAGUGCAGUUUGUGUGUAUUUUAAAUGGGUAUUUUGUGCAAUUAAAACAAACAAAACAACUAUCUGUGAAUUUAAAUGUGUAUAUUGAGACUGCACACCUUACUAAUCAUUAAGCACGUUGUAAUCUCAUACUGUUUGUAAUGUUUUCCUACUGUCGUCUGAAACCGAUCUCAUGAUUUUUAUUUGUAAUCUGAUAACAUCACUAUGCAUUUCUACUCAUUUUUUUUAAGUUUGAUUUAUGCAGAUUUUGAUACACUGUAAUUUUCUGUAGAAAUUGUAUAAAUUCAAAAUAAAUUUUAUUAGGGAUAUAUUUGGGGAAUUUAUCUGUUAAUUUGGGGGAUGCUUGUUUUUCUAGGUGCAAGAAUAAAUAUUUUAAUUUGUGUUUCUA